CAGCCCGGUACACACCAAAGUUCUCGCUUCUGGUGAAUUCUCAGUGCUUGCACUCUCUCAAUCAACCACUUUCUUUUUGCACUCGUUUGCACUUUUCUCCUUAAAGGAAAAACCCAAAACUACCAGAAAACACUCGAUGUUUGUUCUUUCUCUCGCCAACGUCGUUGCCGUCAAGGUCUUCAAAAAAACCACACCGAAUGGUAAGGUCACCGUCUACUUGGGCAAGCGCGACUUCGUCGACCACAUCGAUCAUACUGAACCCAUUGAUGGAGUAAUUGUUGUAGACAAUGACUACCUCAAAGGCCGCAAGGUCUAUGGCCAGCUCGCGACCACCUACCGCUUCGGUCGCGAGGAGGAUGAGGUCAUGGGAGUCAAGUUCAGCAAGGAAAUGGUCCUUGCUAAGGACCAGAUCGUGCCUGCAGCCUCUAAGAAACUCGAGCUGACCCCCAUCCAGGAACGUCUGAUCAAGAAGCUGGGCCCGAACGCCUUCCCGUUCACCUUCCAGUUCCCCCAGGCUUCGCCAUGCUCCGUGACUCUCCAGCCCGGCGACAAUGACGAGGGCAAGCCCCUGGGUGUCGAGUACACCAUCAAGACCUUUGUGGGCGACAAUCCUGAGGACAAGAGCCACAAGCGCUCCGCCGUCGCCCUGGCCAUCAAGAAGAUCCAGUUCGCUCCCGCUUCCCGCGGCCGCCGUCUGCCGAGCUCCCUCGUCAGCAAGGGCUUCACCUUCUCUCAGGGCAAACUGAACCUGGAGGUGACCCUGGACAAGGAGAUCUACUAUCAUGGCGAGAAGGUUACCGCCAACGUCAUCAUCACCAACAACUCUCGCAAGGACGUCAAGAACAUCAAGUGCUACAUUGUCCAGCACUGCGAGGUGACUAUGGUGAACGCCCAGUUCUCCAAGUACGUCGCCGAGUUGGAGACUCGUGAGGGAUGCCCCGUCACCCCGGGAGCCUCCCUGACCAAGGUCUUCUACUUGGUGCCCCUCGCCAGCAACAACAAGGACCGUCGUGGCAUCGCUCUUGACGGCCAUCUCAAGGACGACGACGUCAACCUUGCUUCUUCCACCAUGGUGGAGGAGGGCCGCGCUCCAUCCGAGGCCAUGGGUAUCGUCGUCUCCUACUCUGUGCGUGUCAAGCUGAAUUGCGGCACUCUUGGAGGAGAGCUCGUCACUGACGUGCCCUUCAAGCUUCUGCACCCUGCCCCAGGCUCCUCCGAAGCCGAGAAGGUCAAGGCCAUGAAGAAGGGCAAGUCUGUUGACCGCAACAAGUACGAGAACUCCCACUACGCUGGUGAUGAUGACGACAACAUCGUCUUCGAGGAUUUCGCUCGCCUGCGUCUGAACGAGCCUGAUGAGUAAAUAUGUCGCGACGACGGCAGAGGGAGACGUGAAGUUGCCGAUAUUUGCAUUCGACCACCGUUGAAUGUUAAUUACGGCAACUCCGGAACAUCUCAACUGAGCACUCCCAUAAAAACCACAUAAAAUGAACAAAAAAAUUGUAAAAUUUCAAAACCUAAAAAAAAUUGACCCUCCAAGUAAUACCUACAUUGACGUCCAACACACUCAAGGUAGUCAAUUAGAGAUCAAGCCAAGUCAACAAACGAACACAGAAUAACUCACCAGAAGUGAUUUAAAAUCGUGUGAACUAAAUUUGAGUUUCUAUAGAUCUAAACUCGCUCCCUGAAACGCUUUAAGUAAGAAACAACUAAGAAACUUGACAACAAUCAUGAAAGGAAAAAGAGAAUUUGGUGUGUCUGUCGUAACUUAAAAGGGCCACAAGCAGGGAAUAGGCAAAGGGUGCUUCUUCGUCUUCUCCGCUUAGAGCUCCGAGCAGUCAAAAGGUGGAGAAAAGAAGAAGCACUCGAGCAUCAGUACAGCUUAGUGGUCGUUUUACUUGCGGCCUUUUUUAAUUUUUUAUUUUUCACUUUUAUUUUCCGUAUAAUUUCAUUAUUUUCUUUCACAUUGUGUUGGUCAGAUAUUUUGGCUCUAAUUUGACUUUUCCUUAUUUCUUUAACAUCCUGAAUUCACCGUUUUCUUGUGUGAAGCAUUAAUUUUCAAGUUGGAAAAACAGAAAUUAUAAAAAAAGUAGUCCAAAAAUUGUAAGAAAUUGUAUAAAACAAAAACUGGAAUUUCUGGCAAAUUAAAAAAUGAGCUUUCAAUUGGAAGCAAA
Messenger RNA from Neocloeon triangulifer, 2171 nucleotides. RefSeq names its product arrestin homolog (gene Arr2). The transcript has 5 exons. Gene Ontology annotation, molecular function: G protein-coupled receptor binding. Gene Ontology annotation, biological process: G protein-coupled receptor internalization; signal transduction. The coding region runs from base 137 to 1360 and encodes 407 amino acids. Gene Ontology annotation, cellular component: cytoplasm. The record is from RefSeq and is a predicted model, not a curated record. Lineage: Eukaryota; Metazoa; Arthropoda; Insecta; Ephemeroptera; Baetidae.